GGACUAGAGACCCCCGCAUGAGAGCAGCUGUGUCCCCAGCCCGGGUUGUCACCGCGGUCUUGAUGCGUAGCAGGUAAAGGAGAUCAUCUGAUUACCUGGCAUCGGAUGGAAGCCGGAGGCGGGCGUACAGCAUGAGUGCGGCAGUAUCUCAGCAUCAGGCUGUGCCGAGCCACCUUGAGAAGCCGGCUGGAAAUGCAAUCCUCUGUAGUAACUGCGGAAUUGCCUGCAAAGGGGAAGUUCUGAGAGUGCAGAAUAAGUAUUUCCAUAUCAAAUGCUUCAAAUGUAAAGUCUGCGGAUGUGACCUGGCCCAGGGAGGGUUCUUUGUGCGGCAAGGAGAUUACAUUUGUACACAGGACUAUCAGAGGCUGCAUGGAACCAGAUGCUUCAGCUGCGAUGAGUUCAUUGAAGGGGAGGUGGUCUCUGCACUAGGAAAAACCUAUCAUCCUCGCUGUUUUGUAUGCGUUGUGUGCAGAAAUCCAUUUCCUCCUGGCGACCGUGUGACUUUUAAUGGAAAGGAGUGCAUAUGCCAAAAAUGUACCAUCUCACCCAGUGUCGGUAACAGUAAUCUCUCUCUCCAGUCUCUCAGAAACUGUGGUGGUUGUGGCUUGGAAAUAAAAAAUGGCCAAUCAUUGGUAGCCCUAGAAAAACACUGGCACUUGGACUGUUUCAAAUGCAAAACCUGUGGGAUCUAUUUAAAGGCAGAAUACAUCAGCAAAGAUGGAAUCCCUUACUGUGAAAUGGACUAUCAUGCUAAUUUUGGCAUCAAAUGUGAUCACUGCGAGAAGUUCAUUACAGGCCGAGUUCUCGAGGCUGGUGAAAAACACUAUCACCCAACCUGUGCGCGAUGUGUUCGAUGUAAUCAGAUGUUUGCUGAAGGCGAGGAGAUGUACCUUCAAGGGGACUCAAUAUGGCAUCCAAUCUGUAGACAAGCUGCCAAAACAGAAGAAAGAAACAAGGAGACAAGAACUUCCUCAGAGAGCAUCAUAUCAGUCCCUGCGUCAAGUACCUCUGGGUCCCCAAGUAGAGUUAUUUAUGCAAAGCUUGGCGAUGAGAUCAUUGACUACAAAGAUUUGGCAGCUCUACCUAAAGAUAAAGCCAUCUAUAAUAUUGACCGUCCUGACAUGAUCUCCUAUUCUCCGUACAUCAGUUAUGCAGCAGACGACAGGCAUAGUUAUGGAGAGGGAGAUCUUGAUGAUCGGUCACUAAAACAGUACCGAGCGUCCAGCCCGAGCUCCACUGGCUCCGUGGGUUAUGGCCGCUAUACUCCGACAUCUCAUUCACCUCAACAUUACAGCAGACCAGUUGGUACUGAGCCUUUUGGUACCAGCAGCUGCACAUCUCUGUCCCAACAUACAAGCCCCACAUCUACAUUCAGGCAUCAUUACAUCCCUUUCUUCAAAGGCAGUGAAAGUGGCCGGAGUACCCCCAGCUUAUCUAUGUGCUCAGACACCAAAUCCACAUCUUCUUCCUAUCAGCAGGCGCCCAGACAUUUCCAUCUUCCAGACACUGGAAGUAAAGAUAACAUCUAUAGGAAACCCCCUAUCUACAAACAGCAUGCAUCCAGGAGGUCUGUGGGAGAGGAGCUCAACAUGGAUCCAGAAAGCAGAAAGGCUAAAACAAGCUGGCUGAUUCUGAAGGGAGAGGUGGAUGCCAAUUCUACAGACGCAGACACACAGUCACUCUGCCUCAGUACCGGAGCCUACAGAGAUUCAUCCCAGAGAAACGUGGGAGAUUCCUCCUACUCAGGGCUGCCUUACUCCAAGUCUGCAUCACUUCCUGGAUAUGGAAAAAAUGGACUAAACCGGGCUACCAAUUUUGGUCAGUAUGUGGAGGAUGAUGAUACCAGCUGGGGCAUGAAAGAGUACAAGACCUUUCCCUAUGAAAUGCUGAUUGUAACAAACCAACUGCGGGUGAAGCUCCCGAAAGAAGUGGAUAGAACCAGACUGGAGAGACAUUUGUCACCGGAGGAAUUUCUGCAUGUCUUUGGAAUGACUAUUGAAGAGUUUGACCGCCUUGCACUGUGGAAGAAGAAUGACCUAAAGAAGAAAGCUUUGCUUUUCUAGUCUCUGCUACAACCUCACCGCUGCCAGAACUACAACCUGCUCCCACCGUCACCUUGUUGCAACUCUUAUUUCGGAAGAGAAAGGCGAGACGGAUCCACGGGGCCAGCCAGUACGUUCACCAGUUUUCAGCCAUGCCAACAUCCACUCUGUGUUGCUUUAUUGACAGUAUUUUGUGCAGCCCAGGAACAAAACACCACUGACCACUGUAAAUGAGGAUUACUACAUCUGUAUGUAUAUCUCAUGUAUUCCCAUUGACCAUGUCAUUCAGAUUGGUUUGAUAUAUGCAUUGAAGGCCAAAGACUCCCAUGUCAGCCGUAAUUGCACCCAUAUACAUUAUUACAGAUUGUAUAGAGAAC
Nanorana parkeri is the source of this 2419-nucleotide messenger RNA. It is a transcript of the gene ABLIM2, whose product is annotated as actin binding LIM protein family member 2. Gene Ontology annotation, cellular component: actin cytoskeleton. Bases 132 to 2063 code for a protein of 643 amino acids. The transcript is spliced from 21 exons. Gene Ontology annotation, biological process: cytoskeleton organization; lamellipodium assembly. Gene Ontology annotation, molecular function: actin filament binding. The record is from RefSeq and is a predicted model, not a curated record. NCBI's taxonomy places the organism in Eukaryota, Metazoa, Chordata, Amphibia, Anura, Dicroglossidae.